This is a messenger RNA of Ostrinia nubilalis (European corn borer), 541 nucleotides long. RefSeq names its product mitochondrial import inner membrane translocase subunit Tim13-like. The record is from RefSeq and is a predicted model, not a curated record. The coding region runs from base 123 to 395 and encodes 90 amino acids. The transcript has a single exon. Lineage: Eukaryota; Metazoa; Arthropoda; Insecta; Lepidoptera; Crambidae.
GUGAAUAAUGUCAUGUCAAUCUGUCAAAAGUCACGACAAAUUAUUGGAAUUUUGAGGUUAUUUCUAUAGACCGUAAAAGUGGAUUAUUUGGGACAAAUUAAAUAAAAUCAUAUUAAUAUACAAUGGAUUCCUUAUCAACCGGUUCAUUGAGUGGAGUUCAAAAGGAGGAGUUAAUGGAUCAAGUAAAACAGCAAAUCGCGAUAGCAAACGCCCAAGAGCUCCUCACGAAAAUGUCAGAAAAGUGUUUCAAGAAAUGUAUCAACAAACCAGGCACAGCUUUGGACAAUUCUGAGCAAAAGUGUAUCGCCAUGUGCAUGGACAGGUAUAUGGAUGCUUGGAACCUGGUUUCGCGGACGUACAGCAGUCGUAUCCAGCGCGAAAGACACAACAUGUGAGGGCCUACGCGAACCGAUGGCAAAAUCUCAGUGCCACCGCAAUGCUGUAAAUAUAGAAGACAUAGUAGUUCCAGAGUCCGUUUCAAAUUGUGGGUUGCAGCUGGCUGUUGUUACGUUGUGUUCAAUAAAAAUAUUUUAGGUUGUUA